Messenger RNA from Amphimedon queenslandica, 943 nucleotides. RefSeq names its product heterogeneous nuclear ribonucleoprotein 1-like. Bases 1 to 894 code for a protein of 297 amino acids. The transcript has a single exon. Lineage: Eukaryota; Metazoa; Porifera; Demospongiae; Haplosclerida; Niphatidae. Gene Ontology annotation, biological process: regulation of translation. Gene Ontology annotation, molecular function: mRNA binding. The record is from RefSeq and is a predicted model, not a curated record.
AUGAACCUUUCUCUUUUUGCAGAUUUCAAUAGAAAAAUAGCUAGCUGCUCUCUUGCUGCAGGGGGCGUGGCUCAGAACACAACAGACGAAAUGAUUGAACAACAUUUCAGGCAAUAUGGCCCAGUUAAAUUGGUUGAUUUGAAAAAGGACAAGCUGAAAGGCGGUAGGAGCAGAGGGUUCGGGUUUGUCUGUUUUGAAAAUCCAGAGAGUGCGCUGAGGGCCCAGCAACAGAGUCAUCAGGAGAUCAAUGGAAAAAUGGUUGAAGUGAAGAAGGCUGAGGUUAGGGAUUAUAAAAAGUAUGAUCAAAAUAGACAGCAGCAGCUACGCCAACAAGGGCACCAUGAUGUGUACGGCGGCCAGCCUGGUUAUGGUGCUGACUACAGCAGGAAUCCUCCAGAUUUCCAUCAACCCUAUAAUCCUCCUUAUGGCGGCACCCAAUCACAAUAUGCCGGAUAUUAUGGAUAUGGUAAUAAUAGUGCUGGCAGUUACGGCCAGGGUUCUUACUCAGCUUAUCAAAGUGGGCCCCAGGAUUAUCCUUAUGGCGGACGGGGGAAUUCUUAUGGAGGCAAUCAGGACUACAGUUACAUGAGAGGGUUUACCGGAGGCACACAGCAAGUUCCUGGGUAUCAUCAUCAUCCCCCGGGACCCCUCCCACCUCCCCCACCCCCUCAAGAUGGGGGGGCACCCACCGGAUUCACUCAACCACGCAGUACUUACACUUCAACAGCUGACACCUUCUCAGGUCAUCCUCCCAAUACAUACGGAGGUUACAGCACUCCUUCAGACUAUAGCCAGUACAGUUACACUGAUCAGUCGGUUCCAGCUGCUACUCCUGCUAAUUAUGGGCGGGGCACUGCCCGGCCAACUGGCCCUUAUAAUUAUGGAGGACGAUGAACAUGAUUGCCAAUGACCUUCUUUUGUCUAUUAAUUAAUUAAAUAAUUA